Messenger RNA from Mytilus trossulus (common blue mussel), 1447 nucleotides. RefSeq lists its product as uncharacterized. NCBI's taxonomy places the organism in Eukaryota, Metazoa, Mollusca, Bivalvia, Mytilida, Mytilidae. The transcript has 3 exons. Bases 134 to 754 code for a protein of 206 amino acids. The record is from RefSeq and is a predicted model, not a curated record.
GGUUAAUAAUGCCAGUGGCGGAAUGUAGUUUUGAAACGACUAGAAAACAACAGUUUUAAAUUUUGUAACCACGAGAAACUUAAUUUAGAGUACUAACCUGGAUUAAUAUAAAGUCAUGUAUUAACAGUUUCAGAUGCAGGACUACACUGACUUCUGUCAACCGCUACAUGUAGAGGUCGCCACUGAAAUAAAUUCAUACUCUGGACAGAAUGGAGAUGAGAUGAUCCAGUUUCAAUCUUCUCCUGUACCGGAAUAUAUGGAAUACUCCACAUUACAACCGGUCGUUCACCCUGCUCUGAUUGGAAUGAACUCGUCCUGUCAGGACUCACUAAAUGCAGGUUACAAUGCAUGUGCAGACGAGGCUAUUCGAUAUCUAAUUGAAGAGGAACACUUUGCACCAGACGAUCCCAUUGUUGUCGGACUUCAAGAUCAUUUGCGAGAACAACAAAGAUUACUCAGUUUACAAUAUAUGUUUGAACAGUAUAAUCUCGCGUUAAACUCAUCCGAAAACGAGAGUAUAAACGAUUCCGGUGUAUCAUUGAACAGUCAGUCUACAGAUUCUGAGGAAUGUAUCGAAAAAACAAACUUUGACAGUACCAUCGAAUUAGACGAUGAUAUAAAACACAAUGAAUCUGGUUUACAAAAUGUAAACAUGGCUGCCAUAACAAGUCUUGCAGAGGAAAUCCUGUCUCUACUAGAAGAAGGGGAAUCGCUCUCUGAUGUAGAAGACGAGAAUUAUCCUAGUGAGCAGUAGUACAGUCAUAAACAGUAUAUUUAUCAUGGUCUUUGAUAUUGUCUCAAUUCAUAAACAAUCUCAUUAGUCAUAGUGCCACCGUAUAGUAGCUAUACAUGAUCCUAUCAUCAUCACGAUCAUUUGUUAUUUGUUACGUUUUGAUGUUUAUAUUGUAUUUUAAUAUAAUGGUAACGUUAUUGUUUCUACUCUAUACAACUUCUAGCAUGUUUAGGACUUUCCACUCAGUUUUCAACCCUCCAGUAUGUAUGAAUUUCACCUGCCCUAUCCUGCUCUCUCUAUGGUUACCCAAUUAAACACGGCAUUAAGUGAUUUUAGGAAACAUUUUAUAGUUACAGAUUGUGUUCUGAAUUUUCAACUUACAAACUCUUUAGUAACACAUCGUGUUAUUCUUUCUUAUAACUUUUGUUUUCUAAACUUUCAACCUACAAAAUCGUUAUAGAUAAUUUCAAUCAUUGUCUUUUAAGUUGUAAACAUGGUAAAGUUGACAGAUAAAUAUUAGAAUGGAGUGAUAUGGUGCAUUGUAAACUUAUGUGUUCAGAAUCCAUGACAGUGUUUUGUAUGAGACAUUAUGUGCGUUUGAAACAAGAUAUUAAUCCUAUUUAUUUUGAAGGUAUUUGUCAAUGACUUUUUUGACAUGUAACAUGUUUAUUAUUAUAGAAUAGUAUUUAUUUAUCAAAUAUGAUGUAUUUAUCU